AGGUUCAUGUUCGAGCGCAUUUUGUUCUGUCUUGUCUGCAACCGGCCGCCAUACUCAAACAAAAAGGUUGAGAUGAAAAGAUAAAUUUUUAUAUCUUGAAAGGUGUUGAAAGUGUUUUAAUUUACUAAAUGAGUUCUAAAUCAGACGUCAAUAGAAGAGUACUCGCCAUUCAGGCGAAAAAGAAGCGGCAUAAACUUGGUAAAAAGAAAAAUCGUGAGGAGGACCACGGCGCUGCUGGACAAGGAAAUGGGCUGCGCAAUCAAAAUCAGAAUCGACUAGAACCAACACAUAGCUCCUCCAAUGAAACAAUCGAAGAGGAUGAGGACGAACAGUACGCUAGUGACGACGAGGAGCAGGAGGAUAGCGCGGAUUACUGUAAGGGUGGAUACCAUCCUGUCAAAAUAGGAGAUCUAUUCCUGAAUCGCUACCACGUCACCAGGAAGCUGGGAUGGGGUCACUUUUCUACUGUGUGGUUGUGUUGGGAUCUCGUGGACAAGCGUUUUGUAGCGUUAAAAGUAGUUAAAUCGGCGCCCCACUUUACGGAAACCGCUCUAGACGAAAUCAAAAUUUUAAAGGCGGUUCGUGAUAGUGAUCCAGCCGAUCCCAAAAGAAACAAGACGGUUCAAUUGUUAAAUGAUUUUAAAAUUACUGGUGUGAAUGGAACCCAUGUUUGUAUGGUCUUUGAAGUUCUAGGCCACCACCUGCUAAAACUAAUACUCAAAUCUAACUACAGAGGUAUUCCACGUGAAAAUGUUAAAACUAUUAUACGACAGGUGUUAGAAGGAUUGGAUUAUUUGCAUACCAAAUGUAAGAUAAUACACACUGACAUAAAGCCUGAAAAUGUGUUGGUUUGUGUUGAUGAAGCUUAUAUUAGAAAGCUGGCUGCUGAAGCAACAGAGCUACAUUCCCUAGGCCUGAGAUUGCCCCAUUCCCUCAUUAGCACAGCACCAAAGGAGUUUCAGGAGCCUGUAGUCACUUCAAAAAUGAGUAGAAACAAAAAGAAAAAAUUAAAGAAAAAGGCCAAACGUCAAUCCAUGUUACUUAAGAAGCAAAUGGAACAAAUAGAGGAAAUGGAAGAACAGAAAAAGGUUGAGAACAAUAGUGAGUCAGCUCCAAUGUCCCAGGAUAUUGAUGAUUCCCCUCAAACACCGGAGGAGGCGAGUGUUAUUGAAACUACACGGUCGGAUAUUGAACCCAAUAUUAACGGUUGCAGUGACUUACAAAGAGCUGAUGACGAUGCAUUUGAUACAGAUGCUGAAGCAGUGCAAGUAAGAAAUAAGCAGUAUAACUGUGGUGAUGAUCCCGGAACACCUAUGUCCGAAGGAGAAAUGACUGAUACUCCACCCUCCUUCAACUCUCAAACUAAGGACAAAUUGCUUGAUAAAAACCCUGAUCCUGCAUUUGAAGUGUGUGACUUAGAGGUCAAGAUUGCUGACCUUGGAAAUGCCUGUUGGGUUCACCGGCACUUCACUGAAGAUAUCCAAACAAGACAAUAUAGGUCAUUAGAAGUGCUGUUGAGUGCAGGUUAUGGUACAUCGGCAGAUAUAUGGAGCACUGCUUGCAUGGCAUUUGAACUUGCCACGGGGGAUUACCUAUUUGAACCUCAUUCUGGCGAUGGCUACAGCAGAGAUGAAGAUCACUUGGCCCAUAUAAUAGAGUUACUUGGUGAUAUCCCCAAACGUAUUGCUGCCUCAGGGAAAUAUUCCAAGGUAUUUUUUAACAAAAAAGGCGAGUUGAGAAACAUAACAGGGUUGAAGCCUUGGGGCUUAGUUUCUGUAUUAAAAGAUAAAUAUGAAUGGAGUCAGAGGGAAGCGGAGGAGUUUGCUGAUUUCUUGAAGCCUAUGUUAGACUUUGAUCCCAAUCGGCGUGCGACGGCCUACGAGUGCCUGCAGCAUCCUUGGCUGAUGACGAGCCAACCUGAACAAAAAGAGUCUGAGGAAUAAUUCUUUAUCGCUCUCUGUUAUGAAUGGUCUUCAUUCAUAAAAUCAGUAGUGUCGACCCACUAAGUAUUUGCAUGUUUUAUGUUCUAAUCAAAGUUUAUUUAUGGAUUUGUUUGUGAAUAGUUCAAUUCCUACCUAGAUUGUUUUAAUAGAUAUCCCUAAUUCCAUGAAUGAGCAGAUACUAAAUUGAUGCUAUAUAAAAAUAUAUAUAGACUUUCCUUGCAAUGGUAGCAAUGUAUAUAAUACAAUCGCUGCUCAAACUAGUUGAAUUGUUUAUGUGGUUAUGAUUAUUGGCAUACUAAUUUUAAAAAUCCAAAAUUUCCUCUCUUGUACAGAUAGCUUUAGUAAAAAUUGUGAUGUAUGAUGACAUAUAGACAAUAUAGGGUUUAUCACAUUAAUCUCUAGGACUCUUAGCUCAUAUAGCUGUGCACCUAAACCACCUAGGAUGUGAGAAACCUGAAGCAGUUGUAUGUCAUGUAGCAACUCAGGUAGUAGAUAUGUUCACAUAGUAUAAGUUUUGUUUUUUUUUUAUCACUAUCACAAUAAAAAUCUCAUAAUGUAACUUAGAGAUAAGACAGUAUUUGUAACGCCACACUUCCGAGACUGCCUUUUUGUAUAUCGACGAGUCAUCUAAAUUUAACAAUGGCUGGAGCUGGCGACACAUGGGGCGGCAGUGACAGAGACCUCUCAACCAGUUACUAGAUAUGUUAUUUAUCAUAGGUCCCGAUUUACACGAUCAUAAUUUGUAAUAAUUAUAUCUGCAAAUUUACAUGAAUAAAAUUUCAAAAUGAGCUUGUUAUUUAA
Papilio polytes (common Mormon) is the source of this 2744-nucleotide messenger RNA. It is a transcript of the gene SRPK, whose product is annotated as SRSF protein kinase 3. Gene Ontology annotation, molecular function: ATP binding; protein kinase activity. The record is from RefSeq and is a predicted model, not a curated record. The coding region runs from base 129 to 1943 and encodes 604 amino acids. The transcript has a single exon. Gene Ontology annotation, biological process: protein phosphorylation; spliceosomal complex assembly; regulation of mRNA processing. Lineage: Eukaryota; Metazoa; Arthropoda; Insecta; Lepidoptera; Papilionidae.